Wyeomyia smithii (pitcher-plant mosquito) is the source of this 1357-nucleotide messenger RNA. RefSeq names its product palmitoyl-protein thioesterase 1 (gene Ppt1). The record is from RefSeq and is a predicted model, not a curated record. Lineage: Eukaryota; Metazoa; Arthropoda; Insecta; Diptera; Culicidae. The coding region runs from base 406 to 1305 and encodes 299 amino acids. Gene Ontology annotation, cellular component: lysosome. Gene Ontology annotation, biological process: protein depalmitoylation; receptor-mediated endocytosis. Gene Ontology annotation, molecular function: palmitoyl-(protein) hydrolase activity. The transcript has 5 exons.
CAAAAUAAAAAUGUGUCAAAAUCGAUUUGCUUUGAUUAUCGUUCUUCGCGUGUGAAACAUUAGGUUGAAUUUUAUUUAUUUUAUUUUGUUAUUUUGUCAUUUUUCAGUAAAUUGGCAAAUUUUUUGUACAGUAGCACAAACGCGAGAAAAGACGAUGGUGAUAAUGACCAAAACAAAAGUGACAGCUACCUCUGGUAUUACGCACACCAUUGCAACUGCUCGGAAAGUGUUUUUUUCUCAGCUGCAAAGCGUAGUUCGGGACGGGAUAGUCCUGCCGUAAAAACAAAUUCGACAUAAGAAGUAAGCUAUACAACAGAGUACGCUCCGCUAAAUAUAAUUCAUGUUUCGGAUCUGGAACUUUACGUAGUUUUAUAUUUUAAACAUAACAUUAUAAUAUUGUAAGCGAUGAUGAAAUCGUUACAGCAUCUUGCUGUCUUAAACAUUAUUUUUCUGGUUACUUCGGGAAGUGCAUCGAAUUUCACAGGUCUCCCAAUAGUAUUGUGGCAUGGAAUGGGUGAUACUUGCUGCUUUCCGUUUAGCUUAGGAGGAUUCAAAAUUUUCUUAGAAAGAGACCUCAACGUUUACAUUAAAUCGAUAAAAAUUGGUAAUUCCAUCGUAACAGACUACAAAAGUGGUUACUUAAUUCAUCCCAAUGAACAGGUUAAAGAAGUUUGUCAACAGCUGAACAACGAUCCUGCUCUAACCUAUGGAUAUAAUGCCAUUGGGUUCUCACAAGGAGGACAAUUUCUCCGAGCUCUUGCCCAACGAUGUGCUACACCCAAAAUGAACAAUCUGAUUACACUUGGUGGCCAACACCAGGGUAUAUUUGGAUUACCGGAUUGCCCUUCAUUAAGCAAAAAAUCAUGCGAGAAGUUUCGGCAGUUACUUAAUCAUGCUGCCUAUGUUCACUGGGUUCAGGAAUCUCUAGUUCAAGCAACUUAUUGGCAUAAUCCUCUUAAUGAGCAAGCUUAUAAAGAGGCUAGUACAUUUUUAGCCGAUAUCAAUAACGAAAGAACAAUAAACCAAACCUACAUAAAAAAUUUACAACAACUGAACAAAUUUGUUAUGGUGAAGUUUACAAAGGAUCGGAUCGUUCAACCAAUAGAAUCUCAAUGGUUUGGAUUUUACAAGACUGGGCAAGAUAAAGAAACUGAAACUUUGCAGGAAUCAGAGUUGUUUUUGAAGAAUCGCCUAGGCCUUCUGGAAAUGCAUAAGAGGAACAAACUCAUAUUUUUAGAGUGUGAAGGUGAUCAUCUGCAAUUCUCUAAAGCCUGGUUUAAAGCAAACAUUUAUCCUCAUUUGUAAACCAAAUUGACAAAGAUUGUGUUAUAUGAAUUAUAAUUGUUAUCGUUAUUAA